AUGGCAGAUCAGCAAAAGUAUCUCGAAAUUAGCUCACUUAUAUCUCAGGAGCUCAUACCAAAAAUUAAAGAGCUGAUAACAGAAAGAAAAGAUCCCAAUAUCCAAUUCCUUGGGGACAAAACGAAAUAAAAUGGUGACAUUGACAGAAAUUGGACUCCGAGGUGACUUCUCUAUGGAGCAGGUCGGACUCCCACUUAGUCUUUGCUUUAUCGGAACUGAUGGGGCAUCACUAGAGUUGGAUCCAACCUAGGUUUCAGUAUGUGGGUUUAUGCCAGAUAGACAGGCUAGCGGUUUAUCCGCCUAUGGCCUUUAUAGCAAUUAACUUAAUUUUUUGUGGAGCAAAGCUACUCAUUCCCAUUGGAACAGAAAGACGAGUUCGAGCAAAAGCUCACAAUUUCAGCGAUGGAAUAUCCUCAGUCGAGAGAGUUAAUCUUCGACCUUUUCUAUUCUGCUGUACUUGUCUCUGCCUUAAACGCUCCUCUUACUUAUACCCUCGCUGAAGCAUGCACAGGAAUAAUCCUUGGGCUAAAGCAAAAGCCAAACUUUGACAUCUCUAGCGCAGCAAGUAGCUUAGAAUCAAAAAUUAUGACAGAAAUCCAAAAAUCCCAAACAGUUAUAUUCUAUUAAGUUAUUAUCGAGAAGCUCCUGGCAGCCGAACAAUAGCUUUUCACAUCCCUUGCUUUGCACCACCCCCUUGCUUGCCAGUCUGAUUGCACAGCCUAGGCAUAUGUUGCUCCCUCCAGGCAAGAGCUUGCACUUGCUCCCGGAGGUAAAGACGCUGGGUCACCGUGUCAUAUGCCGACGAGGUUGACUGUCAAAAAGUGAAUUUUCUGGUCAGGUUGCUAACAAGAUGAAACUUGUAGCCUAGGCGCAACUCCUGGUUGCGCUGGGAAAAUACCGAUUGGCCGAUCCCUUUCCAACUUCCAUCCUCCUUGGAGUAAAACCUUGCCCUAGAUGUGAGCCUGCAGUCAGUCAGCCCGACAUUGCGCUCCACCAGACCAAGUAAAACCCGGCGGAUAUUACCGAACGCUGUUAUCCCUUCCACAAGGUCCCCAGACUCCCAUCUAGCUAGAAUUGUUAGAGUACAGAUUGAUUCGCCACGCCAUUUUAUAUCCAAAAAUCCAAAACAGUUGAGCAAAUUGUAGCUUGGCUUAACUUGCUAAAUGCGAUGGAGCAAAGGCUAAACUAUGAUAUCACAGCAUCGAAACAAUUGGCCGAAAUUGUGCUGACUGAUAUACAAUGGGGAAAAAUCUCUUAUGAUGACCCUAAGCUAGUUGUUGAAAACUUGACUGACUCAAUUAAACUUGAGGGGUUUGGGUAUGAUAUGUCAGUUUUAAAGAAAAUUUUAUCAGAUAACGCUUUGGAAAUAUUGGAAAAAAAUGUGGAAGAAGGAAAAGAUAAUGAUGAGGUGACCAGGAUAAACAUGAAACCGCUUCUAGGGGCUUUGAGAGGAGGAAACUUGUCGGAGCAUCAGCAAGAGAGGCUGAAAAUAUAUACAGAAAAAUUCGGAGGGUUUGAUAAUUUAGUUGUCCCAGAUGUAAAAGUAGAUAUUGAUAUAAUACCGCCUCGGCCUCUGUCACCAGUUGAUGAAGAAAUAAAUAGAUCUUCUGCUAUUCAGUAUGAUGAAAGAGACCCCAUUUAUACUUACCAAACAUCCGGAAGAUACUCAGUUGCAGUUUUUCGCGGCUCUAUCCUAAGAAGCAAAGGAAGACUCAACGUCGCCAUAAAAAGAUACUCAUCAACUCAAAGGGAAAAUAUAGAAAAAUUUAAUGAAGAAGGGGAAAUGCUCAAAAAACUUUCAGGUUUAAAUGUCAAAUGCUUUUUAAAAUAUUACGGACAUUUCAUUGAAAAAAUUGAAGAAAAGUACAUGCUGUUUAUCGUAAUGGAGUUUUGUGAACGGGAUUUAAUGCAAGAAAUUACAAAGAGAAAAGAAGAGGAAAGACCAUUUACAGAAGAAGAGCUGAGAGAUAAUAUAGCUAGCCACUAUAAUAAUCAAGAAAUAAAUGAAGCCAUUUAUAUUAAUUUCAAAUAGACUAUUCAUAGAGAAUUCUAUAUAUAUGAACUUCUGAAUGGCUUUUCUUCUCUUGAACAGAUUAAAAUAGUGCAUAGAGACAUAAAGCCACACAAUAUAUUCAUCGGCCAAGAUGGAAUGAAAAUUGGUGACUUUAAUAUUGCAAAAUCACAAACAGAAGUGACAACAAGGACUGUAAGCGAGAGAAUGCUUCAAGGCACUCAAGGAUAUUUUUCUCCUGAAAUUGAAGAAUCUAUUAGAACUAAAGUCAAAGCAAAAAUUCACCCUUGGAAAUCUGAUGUUUACAGCUUGGGAUUGACAUUUUUGCAGAUGAUUACUUUCAAAAGCGUAAGCACAUACAAUGCAAGAGGCUCUGCUGAAGCUCUUGCAGAAGAACUUGAUAAGCUUCAAUAUGAGUGGCUAAAAGUUAUGCUUCAAAAUAUGCUUAGAGCGGAUUAUAGGGAGCGUAGAAGCUUUAAGAAACUAAUGGCAUUUGUCCCAGCUGAUAGAACAAUGCUCGAUGACUAA
Blepharisma stoltei is the source of this 2539-nucleotide messenger RNA. Lineage: Eukaryota; Ciliophora; Heterotrichea; Heterotrichida; Blepharismidae. The record is from the annotation of a GenBank genome assembly.